UGUGAUUUUCGUAGGAAUCAAAUGUUCAAGAAAGGCAUACACUUAUAAGUCAUAACAUACGCAGAAACCAGAACAUAAGACCAAAGCCUUCAAGAAAAUCAGACCAGACCACCAAAAAAAGAACCCAACAACCACCAUGAAAAAGCUUUACAGGAAAGGUAAAGUGCACCCUUCACCACCACCGCCACCACCAACCAUUGCCGAUCACUUGUCUUUGCUUCCGGCGACGGUUCUCAGCCUCACCGCCGCACUCUCUCUCCAAGACAAAGAAGUCUUAGCCUAUCUAAUCUCAUGUUGCAGCGGCUCCUCUUCCACCGCCGGCAACAACUUCCCUGGUCAUCAGAAAGCUACAAGCAAGUGUAGAAUUGAUAAUAAGGAGCAUGAUCCUACGUUUCAAUGCAACUGUUUUACGUGUUACAUGUGUUUCUGGGCACGUUGGGAUUCAUCCCCAAACCGUCAGCUGAUACAUGAGAUUAUAGAGGCGUACGAGGAAGGGUUGUUCGAAGAGAAUAAACAAGUUAAGAAGAACAAGAAAGGGAGGAGAAAGAGAGUCUCUAUUCAUGAUUCCAAGCAUGGAAAUGAUCAGGGAAUCAGUUCUGGGAAAGGGUUGGUUACCUUGAAUGAUCAUCAACAACUGGAAUUUGUGGAAAUGAAUUCCCAAAGUGAUCAAGGGGAAGUAGAAUCCGAAAGGGGUUCCAUCAGGGGCAUUGUAAGCUUCAUUGGAGACAGUAUUUGGGGAGUUUGGAAUAGAAAUUAAUUCUAUUUCUGUCUUACUUUUCAUUUCUGUAAAUGAUUAGCCAUGUUCUCCUUGUAAAAAGAGACAAUCAAUAAGAGUGGAUGCACUAAUUUGAUCAAAAUUGAUUUUUUUUCCAGAUGCUGAAUCUGUUGUAAUCCACCAAAUGUCUCUGCUUGUAGUUUGUAAACAUGGCUCUGCUUUUGCUUUCCUCUGUUUUUUCCCGGUUGAAGUAAGAGUUUUUCCAAUCGAUAAGGCUCCUCAAUCUUUUUACCUGUAAUUUAUUAAUUAAUAUAAUUAGGAAGAGCAUUAUUCCUAUCAUUACAACAUUAAUGUAAUUAAUGUAUCU
Molecule: messenger RNA, 1082 nt
Organism: Durio zibethinus
Lineage: Eukaryota; Viridiplantae; Streptophyta; Magnoliopsida; Malvales; Malvaceae
Source: RefSeq, a predicted model, not a curated record